Molecule: messenger RNA, 495 nt
Organism: Eimeria mitis
Lineage: Eukaryota; Apicomplexa; Conoidasida; Eucoccidiorida; Eimeriidae
Exons: 3
Coding region: 1-495 (164 amino acids)
Cellular component (GO): membrane
Source: RefSeq, a predicted model, not a curated record
AUGCUAACAAAAGAGCGCGGCGUAUACUUUGGUGGUUUUGGGGUUCUCAACGGCAUGCUGGUGGCUAACUACUUGCAUGCAGUGCACUUCUAUGUGGGGCCCCAGGUUCUUCCUGCUGCUUUCUUUGCUUCUGUUGCUGUCUUUGUUUGCUUCUCUGCUGCUGCACUCGUCGCCAAACAAAGGUCUUAUCUAUACUUGGGUUCUAUACUGGGUGCUGCUUUGACUUACCUUUCUUUGGCUUCGCUUAUAAAUUUUAUUUUUAGGUUUCAGCUGCUGAGCGAUAUUCUUCUAUGGGGGGGCCUCUUCAUGUACCUAGGGUUUGUGGUGUACGAUACCCAGCUAGCUGUAGCUCAAUACGAUAUGGGUGACCGCGACUACCUGCUGCAUGCGCUGCAUUUUUAUGUUAAUUUUAUUUCUAUCUUUUUGCGGCUUGUUGCUAUUCUCUCGGAGAAACAAGAAGAAAACAACCGCAGAAAAAGAGACAGACGCGAGUAG